Messenger RNA from Trichoplusia ni (cabbage looper), 411 nucleotides. It is a transcript of the gene RpS28b, whose product is annotated as 40S ribosomal protein S28. Gene Ontology annotation, cellular component: ribosome; cytosolic small ribosomal subunit. Gene Ontology annotation, molecular function: structural constituent of ribosome. Gene Ontology annotation, biological process: ribosomal small subunit assembly; maturation of SSU-rRNA; translation. The coding region runs from base 83 to 280 and encodes 65 amino acids. The record is from RefSeq and is a predicted model, not a curated record. The transcript has 2 exons. NCBI's taxonomy places the organism in Eukaryota, Metazoa, Arthropoda, Insecta, Lepidoptera, Noctuidae.
CUUCGCUUGUCAAUUUCUUUUCCACACACGCCAUUCAAGGUGCACGUGUAUUAUUCACGAAUUGCUCGAUAUCUAAACUAAAAUGGACAAGCCCAACGUUCUUGCUCGCGUCGUCAAGGUUUUGGGCCGUACGGGUUCCCAGGGACAAUGUACCCAGGUCAAAGUAGAGUUCAUCGGAGAGACUAGCCGUCAGAUCAUCAGAAACGUGAAGGGACCCGUGCGUGAUGGUGACAUCCUCACCCUCCUCGAGUCUGAGCGUGAAGCCAGAAGACUGCGAUAAGCGGUGUAGACGCUGUACAUUAGGUUAAGGCUCGUUAUGUACCAACUAUCAAAACUAUUGUGUUAACAUAAGAAACCGUCAAAGAUGACCAUCUCAUUCUAUUUGCACAUAAUAAACAACUUACCUGUGUA